Molecule: messenger RNA, 1052 nt
Organism: Linum trigynum
Lineage: Eukaryota; Viridiplantae; Streptophyta; Magnoliopsida; Malpighiales; Linaceae
Source: the annotation of a GenBank genome assembly
GUACCUCAACGUAAACUUCAACCUCUCUAUAUCAGAAAAAAAAAAAAAAUGGAAGUAGCUUUCAACACCAUUCCCGGCUUCGACCACUCCUUCCUCGAUGUCAUCCACGAGCUCAUCGAAGAAACCACCACCGAGAAGUCCUCCGCCUCCGGCGGCGGCGGCCACCACCCUUCCGGGGCGUACCUCCGCGAAGCGCGUGCGAUGGCCGCCACACCCGCCGACGUGAAGGAGCUCCCGGAGGCGUACGUGUUCGUGCUGGACAUGCCGGGGCUUUCGGCCGACCAGGUGAGAGUCGACGUGGAGGAGGACGGGAGGACGCUGGUGGUGAGCGGGGAGAGGAAGAGGGAGAAGGAGAGGGACCAAGGGAUACGGUACGUGAGGAUGGAGAGGCGGCUGGGGAAGUAUCUGAAGAGGUUUCCCAUGCCGGACAACGCCGACGUGGACAAGGUUUCGGCGAGGUAUAAGGACGGUGUGCUGACGGUGACGGUGGAGAAGAAGCCGCCGGAGGAGCCCAAGAAGCCCAGGACCGUUGAGGUGCAAGUUGCGUGAUGGUGGUUGUGUAGUCGAGAAUGUGAUCACAAAGUGCUUUUGAAUAUGGCAACCUAGCUACUAGUAUGUACGUACGUGUUUUUUCAGUUUCGGUGUUGGAUGUACGUAUUAUGGUCCGGUAUGUCCUCUUGAAUAAAGAUGCAUGGUAUAUGUGUUGUAUGUGCGUCCGUGCACGGUAACUUGUAGUUUGUUAUCAAUGUAGUCAAAAAAUUUGUGCUUUAAAACUUAAAAACUUACAAAUUUUACGUUUCUAGGUCACUAAAACGCUUCUAUACAAAAUCUCAGUUUUUAUAACUUAUGUUUUUAAAAACUCAGUUUUAAAAUUUAAAAACUUACAAUUUUACGCUUCUAGAUCACCAAAAUGUUUCUAAGUAGAAAUUCGCUGCUUUUGACUACAUUGUUUGUUAUCAUACAACAAGUUGUAGACGCUCCUUAUUAAUGGUGAUAACAAACUCUAAUUAAUUGCUAUAACUAGCUAGUCCUAAGAAAUACUAUGCUAUAAC